UGCGCGUCAAAUCAUAUCUUUGCCACUCCUGUCCAAAACUACUACAAAAGAAACCGGGAACAUUCACAAGCGCACUUGCUAAACACUUUUUCUGUUUCUUUCUUGUGUUGUUCAAUCCAACUUUACUUUCAUUCUCCAUAAGCUAUGGCUGAUGAACUGCUCAUUGAACUCUUCAAGCUGGUGGGUCCAAUCGUUUUAGAGGUUACGAAGCAAGAGAUCAACUUGCUAGUUGGCGUUGAUGACGAAGUCCAAAAGCUUCAAGGGAGGCUCGGAUUCAUCAAGGCAAUGCUGGAAAAUGCUGAGGAAAGACAUGCUGUGAAGCAGCGUACUGAGAAGCUUUGGUUAGAGAAGAUCCAAAAUCAGUACUAUGAGAUGGAUGACAUCUUGGACGCUUGGAACACUGCAAGGGUCAGAGCAAAGAUUGAGAAAGAAGAAGGAAAACCAGCUGAUACUAACUCUCUCGCUGUUGUCAAGAAGAAGGUAUGCUCCUUCUUCCUCAUGUUGUUUUCAUGUUGUUUUGACCUUCCUCUGCGUCAUGAUGUUGGUCACAUGAUUAGAAAACUGAAUGAAAAGUUAGAUAUGAUUGUCAAAGACAAAGCAACCUGUGGGAUUGACUGUAAUAGGCAACCUGAUGUAGUUGAGCGACCAACAACUACGUCCUUUGGGGAUGUGUCCGAAAUAAUAGGCCGUGAUAUCUAUAGGGAUGAUCCACUAAGGAACCUGUUAGGUGUGGGUAGUCUAGAAGAAACAAAUUCUUAUCGUGUCAUCUCCUUAGUGGGUAUGGGCGGUAUUGGAAAAACAACUCUUGCCCUAUUAGCCUUCAAUCAUCUUGAUGUGCAAGCCCAUUUUCAAAAAAGAAUGUGGAUUUGUGUUUCUGAUCCUUUUGAUCAGUGCAAGGUUGCCAAAGCAAUCAUUAAUAAGAUUGACCCUAGCCAUGAACAUGGACCCCUCAAUGAUAGUGAUUUGGAAGAUCUCUUGCUUAAAAUUCAUGAUUUGAUUAAGGAGAAGAAGUAUUUUCUUGUCUUAGAUGAUGUGUGGUUUGAAGACUCCCAAAAAUGGGAGCCGUUCAAACGUGCUCUAAAAAAUGGUGUUCAUGGUAGUAGAAUUCUAGUAACCACACGUAAACAAAUAGUUGCGAAGAGUACAGGGAGUGACCUCAUUAUAAAUUUGGACGUAUUGUCUAGUAAAGACUGUUGGUUGAUUUUUAGUAAACUAGCGUUUUCUAAUGAGGAGGGACUUGGGUAUCUCGAAGAACCUGGUAGAAAACUAGCAACUAAGUGUAAAGGCUUACCGCUCGCUGCAAAGCUUCUAGGUAGCCUCAUGCAGAACAACAGAAGUAUAGAUCAAUGGAAUGAGAUUUUGUAUAGCAAUUUUUGGGAAUUGGAAGAUAUUGAUAAUAUUGAAAAAAGCACUUUGGCACCAUUGCUUUUGAGUUAUUAUGAACUACCCUCAGCAAUGAGACGUUGUUUCUUAUAUUGUUCUGUCUUUGCAAAAGAUUAUUUCUUUCAUAGAGAUCAAUUGGUCCUCCACUGGAUGGCACAAGGAUAUGUUGAGUCAAAGACAAAUAAGGAGAUGGAAGUCAUAGCGGAAGCAUACUUUGAAAAGUUGGCCAUGCGCUCUUUCUUCCAAGAUUUCAAGAAAGAUGAAGAUAGUGAUGGCAAGAUAAUAGGUUGCAAAAUGCAUGAUAUAGUGCAUGACUUUGCUCGAUUAAUGACAAAAAAUGAAACCUUCGAAACCGAUGGUAAUAAGGAGAUAGAUUUUCAAAGUGCUCGUCAUCUACAUUUAAAAAUUUCAAAAGAAAUGCAAUUUCUUAAAUCCAUAUAUGGUGCAAAAAAUCUACGCACUCUCUUUCUUCUUUCGCAUGAGAGGUAUUAUAAGUAUUAUAAGUUUGAGAUGCUCUUGUUGAACUCAAUCCAUAGUUUUAAAUGUUUAAGAACAUUAAUUUUGGAUCAUCCAAUUGAGAGACUUCCAAAUGCGGUGGAAGAUUUGAUGCAUUUAAGGUAUCUUCAUAUAUCUGAGAAUGUUGAAAUAGGAGAAUUGCCCGAAACCUUUUGCAAUCUAUGUAAUUUACAAACUUUGAAUAUCUGGGUUGAUAAGUCUUUCAAGAAAUUACCACAGGGGAUGGGUAAACUAAUUAACUUAAGACAUCUUAUAUUUCAUGGUGUUCAUAUGUACGAUGUGGUAUUUCCAAAAGGGAUUGGGAAAUUAACUGGUCUUAGAACAUUAAGUAUAUUCAACAUAGGUGAUAAGGAUGAUAGUGAAGGAUGUAAACUUGGAGAGUUAAAAAAUUUGAAUGAGCUUCGGGGGACUCUUACAAUAAAUGGGAUGAAAAAUGUGGAAAAUGUAGAUGAGGCUCAGAAUGCACAAUUCAAAGAUAAAAUACAUCUCCGUGGAUUGGUGCUAAUAUGGUAUCCCGAAUAUAUUAAGCCUAGGGUGGAGAAUGACGUAAAAGUAUUGAGUGCCUUAGAGCCACCACCAUACUUGCAAUAUUUAAAAAUUAUGGGCUACAUGGGCAACACAAUUUAUCCUAAUUGGAUGAUGUCAUGGACGACACUGAAAAAGCUUGAACUUCAUAGCUGCCUAUUUUUAGAGCAUUUGCCUUCUUUGGGGCAGUUGCCAUUCCUUGAAGUAUUAGCGAUAGAGAGGCUUUGGGAAGUGAAGAAGGUGGGAGAUGAAUUUCUGGGAAUAGAAGAUUCCAAAGAAAAGAAAGACAUAUUCCCAAACCUGAAAUCUCUCAAAUUUGACGUCUUGUCCAACUGGGAAGAAUGGAUUGUUACAAAUCCGAUAAUAAUGCCACGUCUUCAGUCCUUCAAAAUUUUGGGCUGCGAAAAACUAAAGUCUCUGCCAGACGACUUGUUUACUGCUUCAUCAUUGAAGGAAUUGGAAAUUGUUGGUUCACCGCUUCUCGAAGAACGUUACCGUAGAGGGACCGGAGAGAACUGGCCCAAGAUUUCUCACAUCUCUAACAUCAGAUUGGGUAGGAAGUAUUUGCAAAUAGACGGUAAACCCGAUGAUUAUCAAAGAUGCUUGUAUUUUGGGGGUGGCCCAUCUGAUGAGUCUGAGUUUGAGGUGGAAGUAGACAGUGAUGAGGGUCCAGAGAUCUGUGAAGUAGACAGAUAAUAAGGGCUAGGUAUUGAAGUGGACAAGAUUUUUGAAGACCACAAAGGUGCUGGUGGAUGACAGAAAUUGAGGGCCUUGGUUUUUUGAGUAAUCACCGCGAGAGAGAAGAGGACUUUAAAAGUCUCUUUUGUGGAUGUCUGAGGGUGGCUUUGGCUCUCGCUCUUUUACUUCAUUUCUUCACUCUUUCUUCCGAAAAACAAAUAAACCCUCCCUCCUACCAUCUCCAUUGCCACACUCUUCAGUUUGUAAGGAAGGUUUUGAUGGAGUAUGGGAGUGGGAUUUGCCCAUUACAAGCCAGCCCUGUAUUGAGCAGCAAGUAGACUGUUUGAACCUAGUCCAAAAAGGUUAAGAAAAGAUGUGUUGGCCAAGGAUGAAGCAGAAAGUCAGAAACCUCUUUGGCUAUUAAUGGAAUCCUUACUUGGCCAUCAUUCGUCAGUCCAGGGUGCUACAUGGGGCACAACCAUCUGGCAGAUUUAUAGCAUUUUAUGCUACUUUUGAUUAGGACUUGUGCUUGAAGGAGCUGGUGGAGGACUUGGAAAUAAGCUAUUGCAGGAUGUGAGUCUGUAUAUCUCAAAAAUCAAGAUCACCUUUAAAAGUUAGUAGAGGAAGAACUUGAAGAGCAGUAUUUGUGUAGUAACUAACUCAACUAUAAGGCUCGGCUUUGCAGUUGGCAUUAUGCAUACCUGAAAGGUUUUGAUGGAGUAUGCGAGUAGGAUUUUUCUGGGUUGGUGAUUUGCCCAAUACAAGCCAGCCUACCCCAUUGAGAAGCAAGCAGACUGUUUGAACCUAGUCCAAAAAGGUUGAAAAAAGAUGUGUUGGCCAAGGAUGAAGUAGAAAGUGAAAGAAGUGUUGUGUUAAUAAUGUUCAAUCAGCCAAUGGUCUAUGAAUGCUUUUAUUCAUCAUUCCUUGGUGAUUCUCCUAACAGCUCUAGAGGUAUUGAGCUAUAUGAUGACAUGUGAAAUUAAAAUAUUUAUUGGCGCAUCUGGUGCACUUUUUGUACUAUUGGGAGCCAUGGUUUCUAAGCUUACUAAUUGGACAAUCUAUGCAAAUAAGUGUGCAGCACUUGUAACUCUCAUGCUCAUUAUAACCAUAAAUUUGCCCCUCGGAUUUCUACCUCAUGUGGACAAUUCAGCUCAUAUUGAAGGAUUCCAAUCUAGAUUUCCCCUUGGCUUGGAUAUGUAAGGCACAAAUAAAUUCCUCCAAGAUAUGAAAUAAAGUAGAAAUCCAGGCACAAGUGUUAUCAAUACCUUUUAUAGCAUUAGUGCUUUAGUCCUCUUAAUUCUUGGGUAAUUAACUUGAACAUUCUCUGCAUUCUCAACUUCUAGUUUAAGUAUCUACCAUGGAAAUGUGACCCAGCCUUGACUAAGCUUAUUCUUUUGUUUUAUCUACGCCGAAGAAAUUGAUAGAUGUGCAUAUGGAUAUAUUGAGCUAUUUAAUGGUCAGAAGCUGUAUAGUUGUAUAGUCUGCCUUUCUAGAGCAUCAAUCAGCUGAAUGAUUAUGUCAAUCUAUUUGCCUAUUCUUCAAGCUUUGCAAGUAAAACAAAGCUACUCUUGUAUGGAUGCUUACUGUGACAAAGGAUCUUGACGGUUUACACCUCCCAUUGUCAGCUUUUUGAAGCUGUCCAGCUUGUAGAUUUUGUAGCCAUUUCUUUUAUGCUAAUGGCCGGUGUCCCUAAACAUUAGUAUUGCACAACUGCAUUGUACAAACACUUAGGAAUGAAGUAGUAAAACAACACAUCAAAAUAUAUAAAGGAAAAUCCAAUUAAGGAUUGUACAUUUUAUUUAAAUAUUUUAUUCCAAUCUCAAAGUAUUUUUCACAUGCAUCAUUUUCAUUCCAAAGAACCAUUGUAUUUCUACAAAAUUUAAUGCAACACAAGGAGUGACAUUGAUCUACAACUGUAUAUAGGCACACCCUGAACAUGUGUCAACCUCUGUCAAAUUCUUACAGUCUAUAGGUGCUUCAUUUAGGCAAACCCUGAACAUGUGUUAAUGGUCUCUUUUUAGAUUUGUACAGCCUAUUGCUUCUAUGCUCUAGAAACCUUAUUAUCCUAAAGAUUUUCAAUCUGAUUACUGAAUAGGGAAUAAUACACAUUUUGUAGCCCAUUCAGAAUCUACACACCACAGGCUUAACUAAUGCAGUAAAUCUUCUAAUAAAAAGUAAGAGUUGACAUCAGAAUAGAACCAUUAGUAUAGAGUUAAGUACAAGUGAAACCAACAAUAUAGAAAAGGUCAUGAAUCUUUUGCAACUUUAUGAAACAAAGUCUAACAAGAUACACUGCUAAAAUUAACAUGGAAUUGUCUGUUUCACCUGGAACAAGAACUUGCUAGUACUCAAAUUCUAGAAUACUUAACACCUUGCUAGUUUAUAAAAUCUUUAACACUGCAUGCGGAUGAUAUAUUGGUGUUUUUGACUAGGGAGGAUAUUGAACUCGUAGGGAAGGUUUUGGUGAUUUGCCCAUUACAAGCCAGCCUACUAUUGAGCAGCAAGCAUACUAUUUGAACCUAGUCCUAAAAGGUUGAGAAAAGAUGUAUUGGCCAAGGAUGAAGCAGAAAAUCAAAAACCCCAUUGGCUAUUAAUGGAUUUAUAGCAUUGUAUGCUAAUUUUGAUGAGGACUUGUGCUUGAUUCCCAAGUCACCCUUUUACCUUGAAGGAUCUGGUGGAGAAUUUGGAAAUAACCUACUCCAUGAUAUCACCAUUGAAAGUUAGUAGAGGAAGAACUUGAAGAGGAGUAUUUGUGUAGUAACUAAUUAUAACUUUAAGGCUUGGCUUUGCAGUUGGCAUUAUUCAUACCUGUAA
Molecule: messenger RNA, 5916 nt
Organism: Quercus lobata
Lineage: Eukaryota; Viridiplantae; Streptophyta; Magnoliopsida; Fagales; Fagaceae
Product: putative disease resistance protein RGA3
Exons: 12
Coding region: 145-3120 (991 amino acids)
Molecular function (GO): ADP binding
Source: RefSeq, a predicted model, not a curated record